Molecule: messenger RNA, 2105 nt
Organism: Drosophila navojoa
Lineage: Eukaryota; Metazoa; Arthropoda; Insecta; Diptera; Drosophilidae
Product: ribosomal L1 domain-containing protein CG13096
Cellular component (GO): nascent polypeptide-associated complex
Source: RefSeq, a predicted model, not a curated record
AUUAUUUCAAGCCGUCUUGCACGUGUUGCUUUGCGAGUUUUGUAUAUUGUAAGUUUUGUUAAAUUUAAAAAGCAGCCAUGGUUAAGGUACAAAAACCACAACCGAAAACUCUUAAGAAAAGCACAAAAAGUGAUGGCGUUGUUAAGGAAAAACAAAAAGUCAACAAAACCAUUCAAAAAUCAUCAAAAGCAAAAGGCUUAGCACCGGCCGAAACUAAAGUUGACAGUAAAAAGAUUUCGGCUAUAAAGUCGGAUGUCAAGAAGAGUUCUGAGCGAAAGAACCCAAAAGUCGCAGCGCAGCCCAAGCUGGAAGAAGCAAAACCGCCACAGAAGUCCAAGUCGACCAAGAGGCCUCUAGUUCUUGCACCUCCAAAAUCGCCGAUUGCUUUGCCAACAAAAACAAGCAAAAAAGCAGCUCCUGUGGCGACGCCUGCAGUGCCCACGAAAACAAUUAAAAAAGUUGCUCUAGAUGCCACCCCAGUUGCUGCUCCUGCUCCCAAGAAAGCUAAAAUAGCAAAGAUCGAGAAGUCUGCUAGUGGGCCAGUAUUGAAAUCGGAGGUAAAGCAGAAGGUAAAAGCAGAAGUGGCUAAAAACAAGGAAAAGAAAAAGCAAAUUAAACAGGCUGUCGCCCCAGCCACAAAGAACGAAGCCAAGAAGCAGCCACAGGUAUCCAAAAAUGCUAAAGCAUCAAAGAAAGUCUUGAAAAAAACUACGACUAAACUGGCCAACAAAAUAGGCACAGCGUCUGCAAAUAAAAAAGUUAAGAAAGGAAAGAUUUCACAGCAACAAAAAGCAAUACAACAGAAGGAACCGAAAAUUGUUGAACUGAAAUAUGAAGUGAAAUCCUUUGAUGAGGAUAAAUUUAAUAACAUUGUGUGCGAGAAAAAUGUGGAGAAGGUGUGCUCAGCUCUGAUGAGCCAGGUGCGCGAAGAGGUGCAGAAACUGAAGUCGAAGCCCAUCUUCAGCGAUUACCGCUAUAUUCUACAGGUGGCCAGCUAUAAGAUUCCCAGCUGCCCGAAGCGCAUAGUCAAGCUGGCGCUGAAGCACUCGCUAGUGGGCAAGGAUGAUGAUGUCGCCGUCAUUGUGACCGACUUGCAGCGUGGAGCUCGCUUUGAUUAUGAGCCGACCGUGCAGCACUACGAGGAUUUGUUUCGUGAGGCUGGCAUAGAGCAGCGCCUGAAGAUUAUCCCAUUCAAUCAGCUACGCAACGACAUGGUCACAUUCGAAGCUAAGCGCAAGUUCCUAAAUAGCUAUGACUACUUGCUCUGCGAUGGACGCAUCUCGGGCCAGGCUACCGCCUUCCUCGGCAACUUCACCCAAAAGCCUCGUAAUGUGCUGCACCCCGUGCGCCUGAGCAAAAGCAAUCAGUUGCCCAAGGAGAUAUCGCGUGGUCUUUGCCGCACAGCUUACAGACAGCUGCGGAAGGGUGAUCUAAUAGCCAUUCCAGUCGGCAAUCAUGAGCACAGCGGCCAGCAGCUGGCAGAGAAUGUGUUGUGCGUCGUCAAACAGCUGCAGCAGCUGUAUCCUGGCGGGCUACCCAACAUACGCUCAAUGUAUUUGAAAAUCGACAUUGUUGGAACCUCAGCGCUGCCCCUCUACAUCAGCUUGUGCGCCCCACCCGUGGACUCGCCGUACGUUGUGGGUCCACGCGAGCAGCGGAUGCUCAAGUUGAAGAAGCAGGCAAACGAAGUGCUAUCUAAAUUUGCUCUCACCAAGGACGUCGAUUUCGUGAAACUGACGCAGGAUCAGGUUGAGCGUAAGGCUGAACUUCGUCUAAAGCGAAAUGCACUCAAAGCUGAGGAUGCAAAGGACGGUGAGAAUAAGGACAACCUACCAGAGGAUUCGAUUGUCCUGGCCAAAAAAGCACGCAAAACUGUGGAAUCUGAAAAGGUUAAAGAGGACAAAGAGCCCGAAGAGGAAGAAAAUAAAGAUGAUGAGAACGACGAAGACGAUGAUGAGGAUGAUGACGAUGAUGCUGACGAUGACGAUGAUGCUGAAGAUGACGAUGAUGCUGAAGAUGACGAUGAUGCUGAAGAUGACGAUGAUGCUGAAGAAGAUGAGGAUGAUGAUGAUGAAGAGGAUAAUGAUGAAGAUGAAGAUGAAUAG